Molecule: messenger RNA, 1129 nt
Organism: Prunus persica (peach)
Lineage: Eukaryota; Viridiplantae; Streptophyta; Magnoliopsida; Rosales; Rosaceae
Exons: 3
Coding region: 204-560 (118 amino acids)
Biological process (GO): regulation of circadian rhythm; response to cold
Source: RefSeq, a predicted model, not a curated record
CCCUACCUAUAAUAAAAGCUGCAUAUAUAGCAUACGCUCCAUAUACUGUUAUCAUUAGAAACCGAAUGCAUUAAACAUACCAAGCAAUCCCUUCAGAUUUUCAAACAGCCGCUGGUUAGCUCCGGCCUGGUUGUUCUCCCAAGCUCCAAACUCCAAACUCCAAACUCCGUCCGGCGAGUAGAUAUUGAAACUAAGAAAUCAGGAUGCAGUCGCACGUGCAGAGCGGUAAAAAGAGGUCGUGGACGGACGAGAAGCACGUGCAGUUCUUGAACAGCAUGGAGGCAUCGUUUGUGCGCGCCAUGUUUGAGAAGAAGGAUCAUCGCCUUCUUCGUCUCGACCGUUACUUGCCUGACACCUCAGACUCAACCCUAGAUCUCAAAACCCUCAACAAAACCAAAAAACAAGGCGGCAGAAUGGACGGCGGAGCAGACAAAAGAUUAAGGAGGUUUUCAUCUCAACCGUUCAAUGCAUCACAAGAUCAGGUGGUCCCACAGUUUGAGAUGAGAGCGGUUGGUGAUAAAGACGAGAGAGACCACCUACAUGUACCUGAUCAGCUAUGACCCAUUGAUAUGAUCCAUUGACAUGAUCCAAUUCUUGUGUAAUGUUAAUUGCAGGGUUUUUCGUUCAUAAUUUAUUUCAGUCGUUGUAGUAAAUGCAGCAGUUGUGACUUUGCCGAAAAUGAUUGUGAUGGUGUAAUUGAUUUUUAGGAGGCAAGAUUGGCAUUGAUUUGUUGCCUAAGAUCGAUCCAUGAUCAAAUCACCAAAGUGACCCUGUGAUGGGUUGGGUUGGGUUGGGUUGAGUUGGGUACCUUCAAGGAAGAAAGUAGAAAAAAGACAAUAAGAAAUCGAUCAAUAAAUAGUACUCAAUCUUGAUCCUUCCGGCAGCAAUCUUAUCUUUUUGGAUAGGAUAGACUUUGUGGCUUAGUUGGGGGUGAAUUUGACUUGGGAGAGAGUUUUAUCAUAGAUGUUCUUCUAGGUUGAUGAACACAAGGAGGAGCAUUGCGUGAUUCAAUCCUUUGUGUAUUUAUUGGAAUUAAUCUGUUCAUGAAUAUUUAGUUCUCAAGUUUUGUAUUUCCUUUUGUUCCAUAUAACAAUGAAUAAAAUCUCGUAACUCGUGGGGUAAUUUUAUU